This is a messenger RNA of Paramecium octaurelia, 681 nucleotides long. The record is from the annotation of a GenBank genome assembly. NCBI's taxonomy places the organism in Eukaryota, Ciliophora, Oligohymenophorea, Peniculida, Parameciidae.
UAUACACUGAUUAGAGAGAAUAAAUGGGUGAUGAAUGGGACACAUGCUAAAAUUGGGAUGAGAAGACUUUAAAGGAUAUAGUUGAGGCCAAUGAGAAAACGUAUAAGAGGUUCAGUAUUACGAUAUAUCCUAGUUAAAUUCCAUCUGUGAAAGUUUGCGAUUAUUUUUUGGACGCUUUAGAGAAAGGUAAAUAUGGUUGGAGAUGGGUAUGUCCUAAUGGGAUGACCUGCCAUUAUAAGCAUUGUCUACCUUAAGGGUAUGUAUUUAGAAAGAAAGAGGAGCCAAAACAAAGACAAGAAGGCGAUCUAGAAGAAGAAUAGAUGAAUAAAUUUCCUAGUUAUAGAAGGGAGGAACUAAAAUUACUAAAGAGGUUUUCGAAAAGUGGAAAUAGGAGAGGGCAGAGAGAAAAAAAUUAGAAGCUGAGAAAUAAAAAUUAGAAGAAUAGAAGAAAAAAGGUAGAAAAUUAGAAAACAAUAAAUUUUAGGGUCAAAAUAAUCAGGAAAUAAUUCAUAAAUGACAGGAAGAGCUUUAUUUUUUUACGAUCCUAGUUUAUUUAUUGAUGAUGAUGAAGCAGAGAAAGAUUAUGAAAGAGAGGAAUAAAUAGAAGAAAAUGAUGAGGAAGAUGAUGAUGAAUAAAAUAAUAAAUAAAAAUUGUAUGAAGGGGAUGAAAAUUAAUAAUAG